Messenger RNA from Cynoglossus semilaevis (tongue sole), 1427 nucleotides. Its product is annotated as H-2 class II histocompatibility antigen, A-U alpha chain-like. Gene Ontology annotation, cellular component: MHC class II protein complex; membrane. The record is from RefSeq and is a predicted model, not a curated record. Gene Ontology annotation, biological process: immune response; antigen processing and presentation. The transcript has 4 exons. Bases 93 to 830 code for a protein of 245 amino acids. NCBI's taxonomy places the organism in Eukaryota, Metazoa, Chordata, Actinopteri, Pleuronectiformes, Cynoglossidae.
AUGGCCGUGUUGCAGCACAAAACAGGAAACCUGCUUUAGGAUUUUUUUAGUUUCACAUUGGCUCUCUGCGGUUGACGACCUCCUGUUGAAUCAUGAAACACUCAGCUGUAAUAAUUCUCACACUCCACAGCUUCUGCACCUUCACACAGGCCAUCCAUGAAGUGACAACUGUGGUGGCCUGCUCUAACAUAAAUAACACUGUAGUGCAGACUGAACUGGAUGGUGACGAGCUCUUGUAUGCAGACUUUGACAAAGAUUAUUUUGUUUUCACUCUCCCUUCAUUUGUGCAAAUAGAUCCAAGUUCUUAUUCUGACGUUACUUCAUUUAACAAUGCAAAAAAAGGUAGAAAAGCAUGUCCUGCUAUUGUGGCAUUAGCCACAGCAGAGGAAAAACAUCCCCCUGAAGAGAAAGAUCCCCCGGAGACCAUCAUCUACCCUGCAGAAGAAGUUGAGUUAGGUGUGGAAAACACUCUUGUCUGCUUCGUGAAUCAUUUCUACCCACCUUACAUCGAAGUCACCUGGACUAAAAAUGGUGUUCCAGUGAAAGAAGGGGUCACUCUGGGUCAAUAUUAUCCCAACGACGACCAAACCUUCCACCAGAUCUGCUCCUUGACCUUCACACCAAACAAAGGGGAUGUUUACAGCUGCACGGUGGAGCACUUAGCCCUAGAGAGGCCUCUUUCAAGAACAUGGGAACCUGAAUUCAGUGAACGAAGUCCUGGACCAGACAUUUUCUGUGCAGUGGGCCUGGUAUAUGCCUUUUUUGGUAUAGCAAUUGGAACGUUUUUGUUUGUCAAAGCGUAUCACCUCAGGCAACUUCGUAUUAUUUAAUAAAACCUUUCCACAAGGUCAGUGCUUGGCAGAUCUACAUUUUAGCACUGAGGUAAAAAUAUUUGUUUUGCAACACAAAAAAAUUGAACUAUAUUGAUACCAUAUUUGGGAAGUUUUUGUGUUAAAAGCAGAUAUGCUAUUAGCAUAGGUCUUCCCUAUUAGCUUCCGCCACACAGGAGAGAUGGUUAUAACUGUUUGCAAGAUGUUUAUGUUUAAAUGUUGUAUUAAAUGUUGUGCGUGGUAUGUUUCAGAUUUAUUAAACAGAAUUUAUUAAAAUUUAAUAAAUUUUAAAAAUUAAUUUAUUAAAAGAACCACUGUUCUUUAAGACAAGUGAAAAUUAUGAAUUGAAUUAUAAGAGAUGUAAUGAAAUACAACGCCAGCAUGAAAAAAAUUAAAUUUUGACUCUAUAAUAUAUGUCUCUUAUAAUUAUAUAAAUGGGAAACAUUGUGUGUGUCAACUUUUGUGACAAUAUAAAAUAUGAUGCAGAUGGAUGGAUCUGAUGAUGCAGAUGGAUGGAUGGAGAGGUGACUCAUGAAAGUUUCGUAUCUGCUUCACAAUUUCUUUUGGAAAUUAAUAAUAAACAACGUUUUGUUUGUG